GUUGGAAUCUCAAUGUGUCAAUGAUUGAAAAUUCUUACGAAUUGUUUUAUUAUACUACUGCUGCCAUGGGGAAUUCGUGGUCCCACAAAGAUAUAAUCGACGAAGACCGACUUUCCACCUAUGCAGAACUGACAUUCUUGAAGAGAAAGCAAAUAGUACGCAUUAUAUAUCUCCUGGACAAUGUGGAUCCUGGGAAGCUACGUGAAAAUUUGCAGCAUCGUUUCGCUGCGGAACAAAUAGACGUGAUACUACCACAGAUUCAGUGCAGCCCAUUUCGAGACUCGAUAUAUCGGGUGUUCUCCUCGCAAAAAGACAAUCAUCUGAGCCUCGAAGAUGUAUUGGAUUUGUACUCAGCUUUCUGCGGAGACUGUCCCGACGAAGUCCGAACCUCCUGGGCAUUCUACAUUUUCGAUUUGGAUGGCGACAACAUCAUUUCUACCGAUGACUUGAUCGAGGCUGUCAAGAAAUUGGCAGGGUGUGAGAGGGAAGAUGCGGAUAUCAUCGAGGAUGAGCAGGCAGAGCACAUUGCAGAAUUAGUGCUUAAAGAAAUGGUCUUCAAUCGGGCUGCAACAAUUUCACGGGAAGAAUUCACACACUUCGUCGCCAGGAUUCCAGAAUUCUUCUCCGCGUUUCAUUUCAGGAUUUAAUUACAACGAGGACUGUACAAUUCCGCGUGCUCUAAACCAUAAUCGUUGUGAAACAAUUCGUAGAAUAUAUAUUAAAUCUGUUGCCGUGUUGCGCGACGAACGUUUUAUUCAUUAUAUCGCAUGGUCGACGUGAAUUAAUAUUAUAGAUCAUCGUUUGUAAGCGACGCAGCCGCGUUCGUUAUAAAUGCCGGUAAGGAAUAAAUUAGGUAUGUAAGGCGUGCGCAUUUUUCUCUGGUACGUGAGAGGCACUGUCGGCGGUAUCUUGUAUUCGAUAUAAUUUGUCGGAUACUUUGAAAAAUAUGAGGUUGUUGCUCCCGGGGCGCAUUGGUAUUUGUACCGAUCAGCUUUGAAAUACUGCAAGGGAUGACGGGAACCUGUGUGGUCCUUGUACUGAUUCCGGUGAACUUGGACACCCUGUGUAUUAUAAUAAUUAAAAUGCCAUUAAAAUUGUUAAUUUCCAAUUUAUAAGAAUUCAAUCGCUCCCGAUAUAAUUUGUAACAUUUAAUUGUAACAUUUAAUUGCAGGGGUUAGUGGAAUUCGCAAUUUGUAAAAUAUUUGUAGGAACGAUUUACCUUGAAUAAAUCAUCGACUUCCUUCAUUCGUGCAACAUCUAUCGUUGAAAUAUCAUUUUGAGGAAUUUUUAAACCACGGCUGAUCUCUGAAUACGCUUUAAUUCCGUUGAUUCCGCUUUUCGAUGUUUCUUCUACACCCUGCACUCCCCAUUUGUAACUUGGCAUCUUGGGUAAAUUAACAAAUGCGUGUGUUUAUUUAAAAUUUAAAUAAAACGUCGAAUAAUCGCGCACACAUAAUAGCUCGACAGUGUCCGGCAGUUUUUUAAUUAAUAAAAAUGUCGUACCGUUGAUUUUGGGGGUGCGUCGUAUUUGAACUUUCGAAAAUAAUUAUAGCUGCCCCCAUCGUACGUUGUGGAAAUGGUAAGCUGCAUUUUCGAUUAACACGAAUUUUAGUAUAGCAAUUGAAUUCCUCGCGUUCGUACCGCUUUAUUUUUAAUUUAAUUCUUUGAUCGCAAGGUUAUACGCCGCAUCGAAUUUUGUUGUAAAUGCGCGAAACAAAUGAAUCGUUAUUAAAUGCUUUACAUAGAAAUAUAACAUUAUUCUCGCGUGAAAACAAAGUGAAUUAAAUUGAAAUAAUCAGUGUACAGAACGAUCGAUUUAUUGAACACGCAAGUCGUAAUAAUCGGCGAUUUAAACUUAUGAAAAUAAAAUGUAUUUGUAUUUCGAAUUUUUGAUGCAGACAAUAGAAUUUUUUAUGACAA
Molecule: messenger RNA, 1920 nt
Organism: Megalopta genalis
Lineage: Eukaryota; Metazoa; Arthropoda; Insecta; Hymenoptera; Halictidae
Source: RefSeq, a predicted model, not a curated record